Arachis duranensis is the source of this 333-nucleotide messenger RNA. RefSeq lists its product as uncharacterized. NCBI's taxonomy places the organism in Eukaryota, Viridiplantae, Streptophyta, Magnoliopsida, Fabales, Fabaceae. Gene Ontology annotation, molecular function: protein binding. The record is from RefSeq and is a predicted model, not a curated record. The coding region runs from base 1 to 333 and encodes 110 amino acids. The transcript is spliced from 2 exons.
AUGAUUGGAGCUUACAGCAAGAAGGGCAAUAUGGAGGCAGCUGAAUCUGUUGUUGAUUGGACAAUCAUAAACAACCGAGAGCCAAAUUCAAAGACUUGGUCCUAUCUCUCAAGUGGGUAUAUUGAACAAGGUAAAGGAGAUAUGGAAGGAGCAGAGGAGUUGGUAAGGUUACUUAGGAGCAAGGAUCUUGUCUCCCUUGAUGUUCACAAGAAGCUGAUGAAUUGGAUUAAGGAUGUUGAAUCAAACGUGCAUGCAAUUGAUGUGUUGUGCGGAAAUUCACAUAAACAAACAAAUGGAGUUUCAGAAGCCAAAGGAAGACAGGAGCAGCAAUGA